This is a messenger RNA of Triticum aestivum (bread wheat), 4205 nucleotides long. Its product is annotated as putative disease resistance RPP13-like protein 1. The transcript is spliced from 2 exons. NCBI's taxonomy places the organism in Eukaryota, Viridiplantae, Streptophyta, Magnoliopsida, Poales, Poaceae. Gene Ontology annotation, molecular function: ADP binding. The record is from RefSeq and is a predicted model, not a curated record. The coding region runs from base 206 to 3043 and encodes 945 amino acids.
UUCCUCCAACCCACCUCGUGUUCAAUUCAAACCACUUCCCGCUCUCAGGUGGUGUGGUUGGCACUGCCUCCCUUUUGGAAUAGUUGCGCCCAAACCACCCAAGAAGAUCAUCAAGGACAUCAAGGUUGUGAAUCAAGAAACUCGCAAGAUUGGCGAUCUGCUGGACAAGGGGGAAGACGGCUCAUCGCGGCGACGGCGGCCGCGCAUGCCUGAUUCAAGCAGGGAAAUUCUUCACACUAGAAGAGGAUUCGUUGGGCGCGACAAGGAGAAGGAUGAUAUCCUGCAGUUGCUCAUCCAGCCAUGUGCCAAGUCUGCUGUUAUCUCUGUUGUUGGUGAAGCAGGAAUUGGGAAGACAACUCUUGCUCAGAUGGUGUUCACUGAUGCAACAGUUCAGGAGCAUUUUGAUGUCAAAUGUUGGGUGUCAGUUUCCAGUAGCUCCAACAAGAUGGAGCUCGCAGCCGAGAUCCUAAGGUCUGUCCUACCGGCCUGGGAUGGCUCCGCUGACAAGAUGCUGGAUUUUAAAAUGCUUCAGUCGGAGCUCCGUCGAGCUCUUACAUCCAAGAGGUAUCUGAUUGUUCUUGAUGAUGUGUGCAACAUCACAGAUGAAACCUGGAUGGACAUGCUCGCUCCUCUACAGUCAGCAGAUACCGGGAGCAGAAUUAUGGCGACUUCCCGCAUGGACACCAUGCCUCACAUCUUCAGAGCGUCGCAGCUGUACACCGUGAAUCCGCUGAAGAGCGAGGAUUGCUGGACCCUGCUGAAGGAACAUGCUUUGCCAAGUGAUCCCGGUAAUGUCUAUCAAGAACUUCACCCGAUCGGGAAGCAGAUUGCUGAAAAAAUCAAUGGAUCACCUCUGGCUGCUAAGCUAGUGGGAGGUUUGCUGGGAGAUACAAGGAGCACAAUUCACUGGAUGAACAUCAUGGAAAAAGGAUUACAAGAUAAUGCUGUUUUCUCCGCCCUAUGCUUGAGCUAUAAAUACCUACCGGUACACCUCAAGCGAUGCUUUGCAUAUUGCAGUUUGUUUCCAGAGGACUAUAAGUUUGAUCCAGCACACUUGUUCCGCCUUUGGAUUGCCGAGGGUUUUGUUCAACCACAAGACAGGGCUGAAAAAAGGAUGGAAGACAUUGCUAGAGAAUAUUUUGAUCAGCUCCUUUCACGCUCAUUCUUCCAGGAAAUCAAGCUUGGAUCCAAGACGUACUACUUGGUGCAUGGCUUACUCCAUGAUCUUGCAAGGUCUGUUGCAGCGGAGGACUGUUUCCGUAUUGACGAUGGCACGAACUGUGACAUCCCGUUAACAGUGCGCCAUCUGUCUGUCACCAUGAACAGUCUACCUGCCCUCACAAGCUUCCGCAGUCUAAAAGAGUUGCGCACCUUGUUAAUCCGACCGUCACUUCCAUCCAACUCCAGUUGCUCCCAAGAGGAUUUUGCUGUGAAUUUAAAAAGUAUCCUGGAGAAGUCAAAACAGUUGCGUGUUCUUGAUCUCAGUUGCUUUAAGUCCAAAGAGUUGCCCCAAUGCAUUGAUGACUUAUUGCACCUCCGUUACCUAUCUAUCCAUGGCUCCAUCCAGAGGCUUCCUGAGUCGAUUGGCAAGCUCCUGCAUCUGCAAGUAUUGUGCUUCACUGGGAAAUGUUCUUUUGAUAAGCUUCCUGAGAACGUUACUAUGUUGGUCAAUUUGCGGCACCUUCUUGUUGAAACAAAGUGUACUGCAGGAUUGGCGGGCAUUGGUCGGCUAGCUAACCUUCAGGGAUCACUUGAGUUCCACAGUGAGAAGAGGGAAGGGCAUAGACUAGAAGAGUUGAGGAACAUCAAUGGUCUCCAUGGGCUACUAAAAAUAAAAGGUCUAGAAAAUGUUUCAAGCUAUGAAGAAGCCUGCAAAGCUGAGUUGAAUAAAAAAACACAUCUUAAUUCUUUGAACUUAGAAUGGAGCUCCGCUAGUAGGAAUAACCCUCCUCCUGCGGACGUAAAGGUACUUGAAGGCCUAAAGCCGCACCAAGACAUUAAGGUACUUAACCUUAGAAGGUAUUGUGGCGCCAGAGCUCCCAGCUGGCUACCAUUAUUGCAGCAGCUGCGUUCCUUGCACCUUACCAAUUGCAGGAGUUUGACCAUGCUUCCUCCACUGGGGCAUUUGGGAUCACUCAGACAUUUACACAUGAAGGAGCUGUGUGCGGUUGACUGUAUUGGACAUGAGUUUUAUGGCACUGGUGAUGUGGCAUUUCCAUCCCUAAACUUCCUUGAAUUUGAUGAUUUCCCAAGGUUGCAUGACUGGUCCGGAAUAGCACACGGAAAGUCAUUUCCAUGCCUUGAAAGAUUAAUCAUAAUGGAUUGUCCAAAAUUGGUCAAAAUUCCUCCCCUCCCCCCAACUACUUGUGAAGUUACCAUUGAGCGUACACAGUUAUUACCAUAUAUGAGGCUUGCCCCUUUUUCUUCGAGUUCAGAGAAGCUCCAACUGGAUGUUUGUACAACUAAUGUCCACUUCAACGGCUUACUUCAUGAACAGCACAGAGGAGCCAUUGUAGCCGUAAACAUAAGUGGUGCUGAGCAGUUCGUUGCUACUGAGGAAAUAGGGUCGCUUGUUUCUCUACAAAGGUUGCAGCUUAGUCGCUGUAAUUUUACUGACCAAAAUUUUAGUAGGUUUCUCCAGGCUCUCCCUUGUCUCUCCUCAUUGGAGAUGAUAGACCUGCCUAACAUGACAUCUCUUCCAGCAUCGGAAACACUUAAGUUCUGCACCAUGCUCACUGAGUUGUCCAUACGCAACUGCCAGCUUUUGCACUCUCUAUCCUCAUUGCAGUUUUUUGAUUCACUAAAAGUUCUGGUGAUCGAGAGAUGUCCUAAAAUUACUGCAACAUCAUUUCCGUUGAACUUUAGUAGCCUUUCAUCUCUCAAAGUGUUGAGAAUAUCAUACUGCUCAGAGCUCCAAUCUUUACCAGUAUGCGGUCUGCCAUCCUCAUUGGAAACACUUCAUAUUAUUGGGUGCCACCCGGAGUUGUCCAAACAGUCAAGAAAUAGGACAGCUGCUUUGGUACCUAGUGUGCCGAUUCAGUGACAGAAUAUUUUGCAGGAUCUGCUUAAAUCUCAACACUCUUUUUUUCUGCUUGUAUUUUGUCAGUGGCAUAACAGUUACUAUUGUUAAUUGCAGGGAGAGAUGGCAAUGCAAACACUGAGGCCACCUGAACACAACCUUGGAGCAUCUCUAGUAGAAUCUCUAUCCCUUGAAACUGCCAAAAUCUGUCAAAAUCCCACUCCAUGAGAUUCCCUAUCCCAAACCAUAUCCCUAUAAUUUUUAGGUUCAAACCUAAAAACACCCCACCUUGACCCAAAAUAUAGGGUAAAAAAUACCCACUGAUCCACGGGAGACCAAAUUCCCCCAAGUUCUCACCUGCUGCCCAAUCGACCCCGCUGUCGCCCCAGUGACUCCAUGGAUGCCACUCGUCCCCUGCGGCCCAUUCAACUCCUCGUAGUGCUGAGUUGUUGCCACCCGCAUUGCCCAUGGCGGCUCUCGAGUUGGCCGUGUCAGCAUCAAGUGUGGUGCUGCCCGCCGCCGGCGGGCGCGCGGGGCCACCGCAGCUCUUAAGCCCCACCUGGGUGCCACCAACAUGCAGCCCACCGGCCUUACGACACAUGAUACCAGCAUCCCGUAUCUGUGGCGCGCACAUGGCACUAACGCCGGCGAGAGGCCCAUCUAACCCCCACGCAUCCCUCCCAUCCCUUGUAGCCCCUCCUCCACCUGCUAUUGAUGUCAGCAAGCUCGGCAUGGGCAACGCUCUGAGGCAUUCGACCAAAUGCCCGCAAGUGCCAAUUUUUCAUGAGCAUGAUGAGCGUCUCUGUGUGCAUAGACGACAUCAACUACUUGAUGCCAAAUUCUCAAGUACAAGAUGUCGUGGAGUUGUUUGGCACUCUGUUUGACAAGAAGGCGCAAAGGUCGGCCCAUUACACGGUGGGUAAGGAUGGGACAUUGGUGAUGGCAUAGGACUAGGAGAAUAUGACGCUUGAUGAGGCCAUGGGGAAUGAUCAUACCAGGGCCAACUAUUGGAAGGACAUUAAGUAGGAAAAUCAUCACAAUGUGAAGACACCCUCCUGUCAGGAUGAACUGUUUUGGAUUAUGUUGUGCAUUUGUAUGUGUGUUGAAAAUUUCAAAGUUAUGGCAUUGUAAAAUAGAAGUUUGAAUUUUCGUGAUGUGAUGAAAUUGGAGUUAAAAUGGGUUUGAA